AUGCUUUCAAUACUGACAAGUCACCUUUCGCAGUCAACCUCAAUUCACCUCUGGCUAUAUUUCGAUGUCUACGAAUACUACGAGCUGGCUUCGCAGCUGCUCCUUGACGCUGUAUAUCAGCCGACGUUCCCUCCAUAUCAUGUGCCCGCUUCUGAAGCAGACACCUCACUUCCUGGUCCUCCACCCAAGAUUCUCCGAGACAUGGGCUUGCAAGUUAUAGACGAAGAUGGUUCUCUGGCUCCAUCGCGAACGGGUGUUGCAGCCAUCACUUCAAUAUACUUCGACAAUGGAGAUCUUGAACUGUACCUUGGUCGACUAGAAAAGACAGAGGGUGUUGAAGUUAUCCAUCUCCGGUGGUACAGCGACACAGGCAUGAAAAUUUUGGCAAGCAAGAAGACAGAAACUAGCCUGUCAGUGUCAAGGCUCAAGACGCACAAUUCGCAUCAGCGGAAGUCCAGUUGGGUAGAAAAAGCUAACGCACCUUCGGAUGACCGAAAGCCACCUCUAUCCACUACCCCACGAGAGCGCAAGCACCAGUCCAGCGUCGCCGCUCGUAUUCUGGAUUCUCGUUCUGGACACGGACACCACUUCUCGAGCCCCAUGCCCGAGGAUCAUCCAAAGGCUCUGCCCCCUCGUCGGAUAUCGAGAUUAGGGAGAGUUGCUGCUAGAUUGAGCCAGGGCAUGACAGAUUGGGGGAGGAAUAUCACUGGAUUUAGGGGCGUCAAGGAAUCUUCGUAGGGCUUGGUGUGUGUGUUAAACUGGUACGCAACCACUGUGCGUGUGUUCUUUUGAUUUGUACCACGACUCUUACUAUGUAUCACAAGAUCAGUUUUUUAUGUAGCAUUGAUAUCGUC
This is a messenger RNA of Suillus clintonianus, 854 nucleotides long. RefSeq lists its product as uncharacterized. The transcript has 4 exons. The record is from RefSeq and is a predicted model, not a curated record. Lineage: Eukaryota; Fungi; Basidiomycota; Agaricomycetes; Boletales; Suillaceae. The coding region runs from base 1 to 738 and encodes 245 amino acids.